This is a messenger RNA of Carya illinoinensis, 369 nucleotides long. RefSeq lists its product as uncharacterized. Bases 1 to 369 code for a protein of 122 amino acids. Gene Ontology annotation, molecular function: nucleic acid binding; RNA-DNA hybrid ribonuclease activity. The record is from RefSeq and is a predicted model, not a curated record. NCBI's taxonomy places the organism in Eukaryota, Viridiplantae, Streptophyta, Magnoliopsida, Fagales, Juglandaceae. The transcript has a single exon.
AUGCACUCCAUUUCUCAAAUGGUUCAAAUGUCAGCUUCCCGAAUGCAUACCAGCCAGGCAUCAAGUUGGAUCCCGCCACCUGAGGGAGUUGUUAAAAUAAACUGGGAUGCAGCUUUGAGUGAAGCUCGUGACAGGAUGGGGUUUGGUCUGAUAGCUCGAGAUCAUAGAGGUAGUGUGGUUGCUGGGUACGUAGCUAAGGAUGGCUGUGUUGCUCCUUUGCUGGCAGAGGCUAUUGGAGGACUUCAAGCUGCUAUGUUUGCAUCUGAGUUGAACCUGUCUUCAGUAAUCUUGGAGGGUGAUUCUCUGCAGAUAGUCCAAGGUCUUGGUCUUCACAAGGAGAGGUGGGAUAGUGUAGGUUUGGUUAUGUAA